This is a messenger RNA of Gavia stellata (red-throated loon), 1320 nucleotides long. It is a transcript of the gene TFAP2A, whose product is annotated as transcription factor AP-2 alpha. The transcript has 7 exons. The record is from RefSeq and is a predicted model, not a curated record. The coding region runs from base 1 to 1320 and encodes 439 amino acids. Gene Ontology annotation, cellular component: nucleus. Gene Ontology annotation, molecular function: RNA polymerase II transcription regulatory region sequence-specific DNA binding; DNA-binding transcription factor activity, RNA polymerase II-specific. Gene Ontology annotation, biological process: anatomical structure development; regulation of cell population proliferation; regulation of transcription by RNA polymerase II. Lineage: Eukaryota; Metazoa; Chordata; Aves; Gaviiformes; Gaviidae.
AUGAAAAUGCUUUGGAAACUGACGGAUAAUAUCAAGUAUGAGGAAUGCGAGGAGCGCCACGACAGUACCAGCAACGGGACAGCCCGGCUACCCCAGUUGGGGACCGUGGGUCAGUCUCCCUACACCAGCGCCCCGCCGCUCUCCCACACCCCCAACGCCGACUUCCAGCCCCCCUACUUCCCCCCCCCUUACCAGCCCAUCUACCCCCAGUCUCAGGACCCCUACUCCCACGUGAACGACCCCUACAGCCUCAACCCCCUCCAUGCCCAGCCGCAGCCCCAGCACCCAGGAUGGCCGGGACAGAGGCAGAGCCAGGAGACGGGGCUGCUCCACACGCACCGGGGUUUGCCCCACCAGCUCUCGGGCCUCGACCCACGCAGGGACUACCGGCGGCACGACGACCUGCUGCACGCCCCGCACGGGCUGGGCUCGGGGCUGGCCGACCUGCCCCUCCACUCCAUCCCCCACGCCAUCGAGGACGUGCCGCACGUAGAAGACCCCGGUAUUAACAUCCCAGAUCAAACUGUAAUUAAGAAAGGCCCCGUGUCCCUCUCCAAGUCUAACAACAACGCCGUCUCCUCCAUCCCCAUCAACAAGGACGCGCUCUUCGGCGGGGUGGUCAACCCCAACGAGGUCUUCUGCUCGGUGCCGGGCCGCCUCUCGCUGCUCAGCUCCACCUCCAAGUACAAGGUCACGGUGGCGGAAGUGCAGAGACGCCUCUCGCCGCCCGAGUGCCUCAACGCCUCCCUGCUGGGCGGAGUGCUCCGGAGGGCGAAGUCUAAAAACGGAGGCAGAUCUCUGAGGGAGAAACUGGACAAAAUAGGAUUAAACCUGCCAGCCGGGAGGCGUAAAGCUGCUAACGUUACCUUGCUCACGUCGCUGGUGGAGGGAGAAGCAGUACAUCUAGCUAGAGAUUUUGGGUACGUUUGUGAGACAGAAUUUCCUGCCAAAGCAGUAGCUGAAUUUCUCAACCGACAACAUUCCGAUCCAAACGAGCAAGUCACAAGAAAAAACAUGCUUCUAGCUACAAAACAGAUCUGUAAAGAGUUCACCGACCUGCUGGCUCAGGACCGAUCUCCCCUGGGGAACUCGCGGCCCAACCCCAUUUUGGAGCCGGGCAUCCAGAGCUGCCUGACCCACUUCAACCUCAUCUCGCACGGCUUCGGGAGCCCGGCGGUGUGCGCUGCCGUCACCGCCCUGCAGAACUAUCUCACCGAGGCGCUCAAGGCCAUGGACAAAAUGUACCUCAGCAACAAUCCCAACAGCCACACAGACAACAGCACCAAAAGCGGCGACAAAGAGGAGAAGCACCGAAAGUGA